UGAACUGAGGCGAACUCCGCCGCCAAGUGAGUGAGGAGGAGGAGGAGAAGGAGGAGGAGGAAGAGGAGGAGCGCAGUCAGAGCGCGGCGGCAGCGGCAGCGGCAGAGGCGCCGCGGCGGGGACCAGCCCAGAGAGACCCCCCGAGCCCGCGGCACAGGCGGCGGCGGCGCUGAGCGGGCGCGACCAGCCGAGCGAGCGGCGGCCCCUGCUCCUCCUCGUCCGGCGCCAGCGGCCCGCGCCCGCACUCGGCCAGCCGAGACCCGCCUCCCGCCCGCCCGCCGGCCUCGUGAGGGACGCGCCGAGCCGGGCGGCCGAGAGCGGCGGCGGCUGGGAGCGCGUCGGGCCCGGGAGGAAAGUGCCUGCGGGGGGCGGGCGAGCGCGCGGUGCCGGCCGCCCCGGGGCUCGGCGCGGGAGCCAGAGCGGGAGCCGGCGCGGAGCGGGACGCCGGGUCCCGAGCGGCCCGCGGCCGGGGCUCGCCCCCGCCCCUCCCUCCUCUCCGGCGGCGGCGGCGGCGGGCGGAGUGAGCUGCGGAGCCUGGAAUAUGGUCGGGGAAAUGGAAACGAAGGAGAAGCCGAAGCCCACCCCAGAUUACCUGAUGCAGCUGAUGAACGACAAGAAGCUCAUGAGCAGCCUGCCCAACUUCUGCGGGAUCUUCAACCACCUCGAGCGGCUGCUGGACGAAGAAAUUAGCAGAGUACGGAAAGACAUGUACAAUGACACAUUAAAUGGCAGUACAGAGAAAAGGAGUGCAGAAUUGCCUGAUGCUGUGGGACCUAUUGUUCAGUUACAAGAGAAACUUUAUGUGCCUGUAAAAGAAUACCCAGAUUUUAAUUUUGUUGGGAGAAUCCUUGGACCUAGAGGACUUACAGCCAAACAACUUGAAGCAGAAACCGGAUGUAAAAUCAUGGUCCGAGGCAAAGGCUCAAUGAGGGAUAAAAAAAAGGAGGAGCAAAAUAGAGGCAAGCCCAAUUGGGAGCAUCUAAAUGAAGAUUUACAUGUACUAAUCACUGUGGAAGAUGCUCAGAACAGAGCAGAAAUCAAAUUGAAGAGAGCAGUUGAAGAAGUGAAGAAAUUAUUGGUACCUGCAGCAGAAGGAGAAGACAGCCUGAAGAAGAUGCAGCUGAUGGAGCUUGCGAUUCUGAAUGGCACCUACAGAGAUGCCAACAUUAAAUCACCAGCCCUUGCCUUUUCUCUUGCAGCAACAGCCCAGGCUGCUCCAAGGAUCAUUACUGGGCCUGCGCCGGUUCUCCCACCAGCUGCCCUGCGUACUCCAACGCCAGCUGGCCCUACCAUAAUGCCUUUGAUCAGACAAAUACAGACCGCUGUCAUGCCAAACGGAACUCCUCACCCAACUGCUGCAAUAGUUCCUCCAGGGCCCGAAGCUGGUUUAAUCUAUACACCCUAUGAGUACCCCUACACAUUGGCACCAGCUACAUCAAUCCUUGAGUAUCCUAUUGAACCUAGUGGUGUAUUAGAGUGGAUUGAAAUGCCAGUCAUGCCUGAUAUUUCAGCCCAUUGACUUGCUGGAUGAAGGACUAGAAUACAGCAGCUGUUAUAACACGACCAGUCAAUGUGGAACAAACUGUUUCUGUGCAACCCCUUUGUUUCACCAGACAAAAUUUGAAUACUUUUUUUCCUGAAUUGUAUACGACCUUGGUGCUGCAUGCAUGCUGUUGACUUUUAGGACUUUGAUCUCUUAAGGUUUUUUUUUUUCCAGCAUUAAUAUUGAUUUAUAAGGAUUUGAAAAUCUUUACUGAACUGGAGGACACUAAGAUUUAAACUCGAAAAUUCAUUGUUCAAGUAAAGAAAGCCAUGAUGCUCUGUAUGUUAUCUGUGUGUGUGCAUGCACUCAGGUGCCCUUUGUUUCAUGAACAAAUACAUUUCAUUGUACAUGUUUUCUGUUUAUCUCUAAAUCAUUGUAUAAAGUAAUUGCAGGUCAGAAUUAUACCACAGAACUGUUUGAGAGGCUUGUCUUCUGUUGCACAUUUCUUGAAGCAUUUUUAAAAUAACAUGUAACCUGUAACCUUGUUGUUAAGUUUUCUUUUCUAUUAAUACUCUGUCCUGUGGUCCCAUGCAUGCUCCUCUUCCCAGAACUCCUCUCUGCUGCACCCACAGCAUCUGUUCCCGAGGAGUUAUGAUUCUUGACUUACUGCAGGGCUGGGACUCUUAGCUACCAGCUGCUGUUCCAGCACUUUCAGUGCAAGAUCUCCCUGAUUUUGCCACAUGGAAUUGUACUUGUAUAUGAUUACCUUAUUUAAAUGAAUAAGGGGUGAUGGACCAGUUUACUGCUUAGAAAUAGCAAGAGGCACUGCAGUAAAACUUGUUUCUCAUUGUAAAGCUUCAUGUCUUUUGUUUGUUGAAAAAUUUUUACUUAUAAAAACUUAAUUAUUAGACUGGUAAAAUAAAGACCAAAAUAUGCAGAUUUCUAAUUGGCAUUCAUAAGGUGAAUAAUAAGUGCCAAAUAAAAAAAUCUUAUUAUGGUUAGUUUUAUUUCUUGCUUUGCCACCUAAGCAGUAAAACAUGAUAUUGACCACUUGGAGAACUCAGAAAAUUAUUUUACAUUUCUAAGUUAUAAUAAAUUUGCACACAGAUAACAUGCAUGCUAUUUAUGUCACAUCUCACAUUAAAUUAUUUUAAAAUAAGCAGUGCCCUUCAAAACAGAUGCAGACAUGUGUGUUGGUAGUAGUGAGGAGAUUGGUAUUAGCAUCAAAUCUUCAUUGAUGACUAAUUUUUAAUUCCCUUCCUUUUAUCUUUAGGUAUGGCUUUCCCAACGAAAGGCUAAGAAUUCAAGAACGGUCUUAACUGAACCCUCAUCAGAUCUGAAUUUAACAAAUGCUUAGUCUCAGCAGCCUCCGGGGGAAAAAAGCUUAGCCUAGCAGUCAGUGACUUACUUGCACUUUUUGCACAUAGAUAUAAAGUAAAAUUAUGUUAUUAAUUUGGUUUAGUCUGUAAUAUUACACAGUGAUGGUAAUUUAUAAAGGAGUGUAUAGUAGUAUACUGACUGCUAAGUGUACUAUACUGUUUGCUUUACUAAUCACCUAAUUCAUUGCAGUUCAUACUUAUUGACUCAGAGUUUAAAACCACAAUCUGUAGGCUUUAAGAAUUGCUUUUAAACCUUUUUAAGUGAUAAACUCUUGAAGUGGUCUUAAGGUUAGCAAAUAAUUGUCAGUAUUAAACAUGGCAUUAUUUAAGUAGUCCUGCUGCGAGAAAGGCACUUCAGUGAAUAUGUGACUAGUAAAGCUUAAAUAUGUUUGGAUCUAAUAGAGUUCAUGAAAUACUGUAACUUGGGGAUUGUAAAUGAAUGGAUAAAAUAGGUUAAGGCCCAAGAUGUUUGAAAUGAAUGCAAUAUUAAUAGAUGCAUAUAUACAUGACAUAUUGUGGUUAAUUUUAAAACUACUGUGCCUUAACGUGUUUCUUAAACUUUUGUAGUAAAUGAACAUUUGAAAUCCAUUUUGAUAAACCUGCUGUUAAUGUUUUUUCCCCCCUUGUGAAUGUUUUCUAACUUUGUCUUGGUAAUUGCAAUUUAACUAGGUGCGGUGGCUACUAAAGUUCGAAGGCACGAUAUGCGUGUCCAUCCUUACCAAAGGAUUGUGACCGCAGACCGAGGUUAGUUUAGUUCUGCAGUUCUUGUCUAUAAGAAAUGCGUUGGGUGUCCAUAAAAUUUGCAACACCACACCUGAUGGAAAAAUGUAAUUGCUUACCUGCACACAGUUUUUUUUCCUUUUCUAAAUUUGUUUGUGAUCACUGACAGAUAUAAGGGUUGGGUUUUUUGUUUUGGUUUGGUUUUUUCUCCCUUCAUAUUUUAACUUAUUAAAUCUUCUAUUAUUAUGUACUAUGAUUUAUUCCUACUAAAACAUAGUCAAUUUGGGGAGCUAUUAAAUUUUGAUGUUGCCUCAGUUAUUUUCAUUAAUAACUUUUGCUAAAAUUUACCUUUUAAAAGUUCUGAAAUUUGGGGUUGGUAUUGCAAAAUGAAUUGAACGGGUGGUGCUUUAAUGAGAGAAGUAAAGGAAUAUAUGCCUCCUGUGUACUUUUGGAGAAAACUGAAGAUUUAGUUUCCAUUUUUCUUUAUAAUAAAAUAUUUGAGCCACUGUAUAAACGUGAGGGUGCACAUGUCAAGUACUUAGCUAAAAUCAACAAAGUGAGGACUGUGAAGAUAACUUUCAUGUAGUUGGAUUUUUUUUUUUAAUAUAAAUUAGAACAUCAAUUCCCUUUUAUUCUUACAUUCUCUUGCCAAAAUGGAUCCUUUGAUUUUUGUCAUUUGCUGCUAAAAUAUAUUAUCUGAAGGUAAACUGUCUCUUGAAUUUCUGUGGUGAUAUGAGAUCCAGCUGUGUGAAUAUCAUUUUUGACUAACCUGUGACUGGAAAAUAAGUCUUCAUUUUUCUCCUUUACAACUUCUAUAAUUUGUGUCCUGUAUAUGCCCUUGGACCCUUUUAUAAAUUAUUUUUGCUUAUUGAGGAAUGGUAUUUUCGGUUUAUUGACAUUGAAUUGUUUUCUAAGUUUUUCCAUCACAAGAUAGGAAUCUCAAGCAUGGUAGUAAAAAAGGAUUUUUUACAAGUUUCUAUUAUGGCACAUUUGUUUCCUACAAAUUAAACUGAUCAAAGUCUCAAAUAUUAGUGGAGGAAAAAGUGCUGGAUUUGCACUUCAAUUGUACAUCUUCUGUGAAUUUAUGAAGGACCCACCUGCUUCAUGUGAUUACCUUGAGUACUGAUGAUAAAUACUAGACACAGCUGUUGUCCACAUCAGAAAUAACAUGCCUUUCCCAAAGACACUGUUAAUAUUUGUUUAGCAUAAUACAUAAAGAAUGUCAAAGACUUUCAAACUAAUGUAUACAUCACUUACAGUGAUUAUUCAGUGAACAGAAUAGACCCCAGCUCCGUGGUCAUCUAUGAAGAUGAUAUUCAUUAUAAGUGUUCUGUACGAACACGUCUCAUAGGGAUGGGGAAAUUUUUGGGAAAGUCACUUUAGUUUUAAAGAAAUGGGACAAUUCCAUGAAUAAUUUGAGGUUGUAUUCAUAUUGCUUAUGUCUACAAUUGUUCUAAAGAGUAUUUUAAAGUGUUUUUCCCCCCAGCUAAUCUUUCCCUAUAUGCCCCCUUUUAGGAGAUUUCUCACCAUUUUGCUUUAACACGAUAAUUAUUGGCCUACUUAAUACUCCAGUGCCUUGAGAUAGUCGGACAUAUUUGAGGAAGAUAUUAUUGUAUUUGGAAAAUUAUGACACAUUCCAUGCGUGGAUCUUUUGUUGUUAUGUGUUUUGAUUAGUUCUGUCACUGUUUUUAUUUAAAAUGCAGUGUCAGCAAACCGAAAUGCUCAUUUCUUUUUUAGUAACAGAAUACUCAUAUACUUAUCACUGUAUGCACUCAUUGGGUCUAAGGGAGACGUCUGAAGUCCUUCGCUUAAAUUAUUUUAUGAUACUACUGUUUUCUCUAUUUUUGAGGUUAAAAUUAUUUUUUAAAAAUAUUUUGAAGAGAAGUUUAUUAGUAUAAGCAUUCAUUUAAUGCAAAGAAACUCAGCCCUUGGACAUAUAACCAUGUAAUUCUUUAUGAACGUUUAGAGUCCUACAUGGUUGACCAAUAUCUAGUUCUUUACUAAAAGUAAACUCACCUCUUUAUAUAUAUUUCAAAACUGAAUUUGAAGCCUAUUAGAGACCAACUGACCUUUUAGUUGUAACGAACUGUAUGGUCUUAUAUGGUGACACACCUGUGUAGGAGGCCAAGACUUGGCAGAGGAUAUAGUCUAGGUGUCCUGGUAUAUAUAUAUGGUCACUCACUUCGUUUAUAUAUUCCACACUCUAAAAAGAAGUCAGAAGUUUUUCUGAGUAAUACAAAAACCAUCACUUAUAUAAUUUGUAUAAGAAACUUUAAACAGUUUUAAUCAAAAUUAUGAGUAACAUCAAAAAUGCUUUAAGAUUUUAUAUUUUGGAAUACCUGUGAAGUAGUAUGACUACAUCAUGUUAAAUAUUUAUUUUCUUCUGUGAUUUUGGGGCAGCAAUUUUUAUUUUAAAUAAAAUUCCACUUUUGAGAAAUUCAGGGAAGAUUUGGUCACAUUGAAGAUACAAUAUUUUUGUAGUAUUUAUAAACUGUUCUAAAUGAUAGACUAUAGAAAGCAUUUUUGUCAUAUGAAGGUAAAUCAGUCCAUUAUUUAGAUCAUUUAAACUCUGAACAUUACACCUUCUGGGCUUUGAUUUAUGAAGUGGCACAGAAUCUAACUUUGCACUGAAUAUCUUUUCAUUCACAUCUCCUCUGCCUUAGUCACAAUGGCAACAGUACAGAAAAUUCUAUCAAACCUCAGAAUAUAGUAGAAAUAAUUAAGCUGUUGAAUGAGUCUUAAAAAUUAUACUACUGUUAAGUGGACCAAGUUUGGUGAAGCAGAAUGUGACAAAGGUUGAUUAAGGAAGGAACAACUCAAGGACAUUGGGAAUGAUAACUUUUCCACUUGAGAACUACUUUAUGUUUUACUGUAAUUUUUAAAAAUUUUUUGUCCUUUUUGUUAUUUUGCAAAAGAAAAUAGUAUUUACAGGUGGCUUCUUUUAAAAUAUAAAAAUAUAAAGCAGGAAUGUAUAUGAAAUGUCAGAUUUUAUUGUAUUUGCAGAGUAUUAGCUUUGAAAUUGAAUAAAGAAAGCUGUUUGUAGUUUUAAAAUGCCUUAUUGGUAUCAAUUAGAAAUUUCUUCUAUUUUUUGAUGUACUUAGAGCUUUUUGAGUGUAGAAUUUUAAAUGGCAGGAUUUUACAGUGUUUACAUGCAAGUGCAUUUUAUAAGUGUUCUAUAUGUGUAAAAUAGUAUUUUCAACUGGAAAGUGUUGGCUAGUGCAAAAGGCCUGGCCGUUUUCUGGUUCCCAUGAUGUUGCCUACACUGCUAGACUACAGUUUAGUAUUGCUUUGUAUCAUGAGGCCAAGAAAUUCCAUGUUGUUUGUAAAUAGAAUAAUUGAAAAAGCAAUAAACAUUUAUUGAACAAAAGAAACCUUGUUUGGCCCAGAGUUUAUGUUGAACCAAAUUGUUCAUAGAAUUUUGAAUUUCUUUAGAUUCAUUUCUGUUAAUCAUCAGUUAUUAAUAAUCACAUCCAUCAUUAAUAGUUGCUUUAAUGCUUGCAUCUGAGAGAAUACUAAUGCUUAAUAGCAGUCAGAUACUGAUAACUGCACUGACUGUUUAAAAAUUCUGUAUACCAAACCUAUUCAUUGUUGUUUUUCAAUUUCCUUCAUUGACUGCUACUAACUAUUAGUUGUUAGUUGUAUUUUAUUUCUAUUUUUUCUUGUUAACCAGUUUUUUUUUUUUUUUUUUUUUUUGUGGGAGUGGGCUCUUCUUCAUUUGUUCAAAUCAUGAUAUGAAAUUGUCAUGAUUUUAAUUGUAUUCUGUAGAUGGUGUCAAUCAGUUUGUCAGAAUUAAACAUGCUUUUUUUUUUUAUUAGUUGUGAUUAGUUUUUCAUGUUGUCAUUAAGCCGUCACUAGCUGAAACUAAUCUCUUCUCUAUCUUUUCUUUUCUUUUUUUUGUUUUGUUUUUUUUUGUUUCUAACCACCCAGCCGCCACCGGCAACUAACCUAUGACCUUCUGACCUCUGAACUCUUCACCCAAUGAUGACCUGACCAUGCCUGCCUGCUGAUCAGUUAACUGGUAAUCGCCUUUGCUUGCCUGUCGUCAGUGCAGCGAGCUGAGGCACUUGUCCGUUCGUCUUACCAUCUAACCAAACAAAAGACAAAGAAAUUGUUGUCCUCCAACUCAGCUUUUUUUUUUUUUCCUGUUUGGGUGAAAGUGGUUCUAGAACCUGCACUGAAUAGUAGUAAAGCAAUAAGGCCCAAUUCAUCCCACAGCACUGAUCAUCUUUUAAUAUCCCACCCUAAGCGAACGGUAAGAAGGCCUCUCUUAAGAAGGGGAGACAGAUGGCCCUUAACUACUCAAUGACAGAGGCAGUUACUGUGAGAGACUUCUAGGAAUCUUUUUCUUCUCAUAGCGAAGUCAAAGCUCUCUCUGAAUGUACUGUGUGAUGAUGCAUCAUGCAUGAACCUUCGGUCAGGGAUAUCAUUGGUGAAGUGAUUUCAAAAAGUAUUCAAAAUUUGAUAUGCUGUUUAGUCACUACAGUGCCCUCAAAGGGCAGAAGUUGCAGCCUUUUUUUAUAUUGCCUGCCAAAAUUUGAAGUAUUAGAAGAAAGUGUGCCAUGAGAGAAAAACGUAAGGAGUUUUGAAACGUAAUGCAAAUAACAAAACUGCAACACUAUUUUUAAAAGAUAAAUAUCUAAGUUAAAAUUACUGAAUCUUUAUUUUACACCUUCUAAAAAAGUAUGAGAACAAGGUACAUGCAUUAUGUGUCACAUUACUGGGCAAACUGUUCAAGUAUUUUUUUUUUUUAAACCUCCCUGUAUAGAAAAAAAUCAUUAAGGAUGUAAAAGCCAUGCUUGCCUAUUUGCUGUAUACAUGUAAUGAAAUUGUAGAUAAAGUGUAGUGCAUUGAAACAAAUGAACAAAAAGUAGAUACUUUUACUAUACAAGGGUGCUGGUGCAGAAAAAAAUAUAUAUAUUUUUGGAAAUGUAGCAUUUUAUACUUUCAAGUGUUAUAAAAAAAAAGAAAAAGAACAAAGAAACCCUUUAUUUCAUUAAAUGAUUUUUUCUGGUGGUUGUCAAGAAACAAAAGACCAAAAGAGCCUUUUUGUCUUUCUUUUUUAUUUUUUAAGUAUUGGAAUAAGUCUAAAGAAAAGAAAGUGCCUUAUUUUCCUUCAUGGUCAUUUAGUCAAGUGUCUCAUAAAGAUCAGCUCCUCCCUCAGAAUACAAGUUAAUGCAUGUUACUCAGUCGCCCAGUAUGUGAAAGAAGAUAUGAGGGAGACUAAUGAGUUGAUGGUUUGAAUUAUAUGAUUUUUGCCACGUUACCUUGAUGCAAAUUUGCCAAAUCUGAUACUGUGAAAAGAUUUGAUAACUUUUCUAAUGCCUGACUAGUAAGUUUUAAAACAUCAUUCUUUUAAAAAAUAAUUUAAUACUUUUGGUUAUUCCAAUCUUCAAUGUUAACCCAAACGAUUCUGAGAUAAAAAUUAUGUGUCAUCUGAACUUCAGUUUACAGACAAAAUUAGAGCUUUGUUUUAUUUGGAGAAGGGGGAUGCAUUCAUUUGGUUUUGAUUUUUAUUUUGUUUUUAAUUAAUUGGAGAUAAUAGGAUACCUAGCAAAUGUUUUCGGAAAAGUGAAUCUUUGUGAUUUUCAUUCUGGAAAACAAUGUUUUAAAUCACCCAAAUUUAAUCACAUGUCUUUAUAUCAUACCAGAUAACUGGUGUAGUGUAUCCUUUUACUGUUUCAGUAACCUUUGCCUCCCCCACCCCUUAACUUUAAAAGAAUGUGAAAAACUAGCAUCAUAGUGCAUAUAAAUACUCAACCACAUUUCAGCUUAAGCUUCUAAUUUCUCUAGAAGUUGAAACAGUUAGUUAUGUAGUUGAAGCAAUUUGUGUGCAAAGCCUACAUCUAAACACUUGAGUGAAUAAUCAUUAACUGCUCAGUACCAGACGUGGCAAAUCUCAAGUGACAGUGGACUCCCCCUACCCCAGCUUAUCAACUCGUCCCCUCUUCCACACCUUCCCAGCAUCACAGUCAGAGGUCAGCAGGAAGCUGAGUCAUUACCUUCUUGGUGACCUCCCCUGCCAUCUUGUCUCACUUGGAAACCGUUGUCAGUUUAUUUACUAUGCAAUAGACAUUCAUUGUUUUGUAUCCAGCUAGCUUUGGUUUAAUAUGCCACUGCUUUGUCUUUCUGUUACACAUACAGUUUUGAUUUAUUUACAAUAUAUGCUGUGCCAUUUUGAUUUUUAUAUUGUUUGGUUGCUUUAAUAAAUUUGCGACACUCAAACACUUGAGGUGAUAGUUGUUAAAAACAAUACCAGUAUUUGAUCCAGUUUCAUCUCAACUGUGUUAUACCUGGACAUUUUAGAUGUUUAUCAAAGGUCUUUUAUGGGGAAGAAAGUAAAUGUAUGAAAUAAUAAAUGUGUGACAUUUAUGGGUAAUGUUGGCUCUGAACAAACUUUUGAAAACUUGGUUGACAAAAUUUUGGAUCAACUGAAAAAAGCAUGACUUUUGAAAUCUCUGAAUGCCUUGGUUCUCAGUAUUAUUCUUUAUUGAAUUUAUUUCUUAUUAAAAUAUGUAGUUUUUAAGACUUUUUUUCUGACAGUAUUAUGUAAUUUUUUAGCGUGGGUAGAUGGGAGUGUCGCUUGUAUGUUAUCGUACAGCUGACAUGUAUUUUUGUCUAUUCUUUAUUAUCUUAGUUUCAUGCUGUGUAUGUACCAUAACCAACCUAUUGCCUAUGAGAAACAUGUAAGAUAAUGUAUUUACAGCCAUUGUUACAAGUUUAUAAUGUAUUUUUCUAUCUUGUUUUAUAUGUAUGUUAUAUAACAUUCAAAAAGAAUUUUUUUCUUGAUUGAGAAAAGGAUACAAAAUGCAAAAUCCACAAUUUUGAUAACUGAAAAUUGCCAAUUGUUUUGCAGUACUUUAUUAUAUUGGGUGUCUUGUCUUUUUUGGGCUUUUAGUUAGCUAAUGAAUGAAUACAUUAGACACUUUUGGGUUUUAGUUGGGAUUUUACAUAGCUUGCAUUUUAAUUCUUUGGUUCUUUGCUGUUUCUAUUAACCCAUAGCAUUAUUUUAAUAAAUGUUAUAAUACCAACCUACUAA
This is a messenger RNA of Piliocolobus tephrosceles (Ugandan red Colobus), 10618 nucleotides long. It is a transcript of the gene QKI, whose product is annotated as QKI, KH domain containing RNA binding. Gene Ontology annotation, biological process: regulation of mRNA splicing, via spliceosome. The coding region runs from base 542 to 1519 and encodes 325 amino acids. Gene Ontology annotation, molecular function: mRNA binding. Lineage: Eukaryota; Metazoa; Chordata; Mammalia; Primates; Cercopithecidae. The record is from RefSeq and is a predicted model, not a curated record. The transcript is spliced from 7 exons. Gene Ontology annotation, cellular component: nucleus.